Molecule: messenger RNA, 1355 nt
Organism: Heterocephalus glaber (naked mole-rat)
Lineage: Eukaryota; Metazoa; Chordata; Mammalia; Rodentia; Bathyergidae
Gene: Nsmce1
Product: NSE1 component of SMC5/6 complex
Biological process (GO): double-strand break repair via homologous recombination
Cellular component (GO): Smc5-Smc6 complex; nucleus
Molecular function (GO): ubiquitin-protein transferase activity
Source: RefSeq, a predicted model, not a curated record
AUGAGUCACCGUUGGGCGGGGAGUCUGCCAGCAGCCACCAAUGGGAGCGCCGUAUUCGCGUUCGCCCCGCCCCAAGGGAUGCCGGAAGUCCGCCUUCCGGCCACAGCCGCCUGCAGUCUGAGCAGCCAGCAGUCGUUGCCCCCGCCCCCAGUGGUGUGCCUGCGUGUACAGGUCUUGUUUUGGAGAAGGCCACAGGCCCCCCCCCCCCCGAGGCUGGAUGUGUUCGGAGUCCAGACUGCUCGGAUUUGGAGAGGAACUGGGGCACCGAUCGGCACGUCCCCAGCGGGCCUGGAGCGCAGUCCGGCACAGCCUGGAACAGGCCUACUGCCCAAGGGAGCACGAACCCUGAACAGCCCUCCUUUAGCUCCUGUACACAGACAAGGCAGUGCCAGAAGAAUGGGCACCAUGACCGAUGUGCACCGGCGAUUCCUGCAGCUGCUGAUGACUCACGGUGUGCUGGAGGAAUGGGACGUCAAGCGCUUGCAGAACCACUGCUACAAGGUUCACGACUGCAAUGCUCAAGUAGACAAGUUGGAGGACUUCAUCAACAACAUUAACAGCGCCUUGGAGUCCUUGUAUAUUGAGAUAAAGAAGGGAGUCACAGAAGAUGACGGGAGACCCUUCUAUGCGCUGGUGAAUCUUGCUACAACUCCAGUUUCCAAAAUGUCCACGGAUUUUGCAGAGAAUGAACUGGAUCUCUUCAGAAAGGCUUUGGAGCUGAUUGUUGAUUCAGAAACUGGCUUUGCAUCUUCCACAAACAUUUUGAACCUGGUCGAUCAACUGAAAGGCAAGAAGAUGAAGAAGAAGGAAGCUGAGCAAGUGCUGCAGAAGUUCGUGCAGAGCAAGUGGCUGAUCGAGAAGGAAGGGGAGUUCACCCUGCACGGCAGGGCCAUCCUGGAGAUGGAGCAGUACAUCCGGGAGACCUACCCUGACUCCGUGAAGGUCUGCAACAUCUGCCACGGCCUCCUCAUCCAGGGUCAGAGCUGCGAGACCUGUGGCAUCAGGAUGCACCUGCCCUGCGUGGCCAAGUACUUCCAGUCGAACCCUGACCCGCACUGCCCGCACUGUAAUGACUUCUGGCCGCAUGAGGUUCCAGAAGUCUUCGACCCCGAGAAGGAGAGGGAGGCUGCUGUCUCCAAGGCCAGCCGCAAGUCCUUGCGGUCCCGGCAGCAUUAGGCCGUGUGCCUGUGUGAGGGUGCACGUCCCUCCAGAUGCCCGCAUGGGGUGGGCACGCUGCGCACCCCCGCCCCCCAGUCUGUGUUCCCGAGGACAGGUUUGGAAUAAAGCCAUGCCGAGGGGUUGCUGGGUGCAGGCUUGCAUCUGGCCGCCUUCUCGGGAACAGAAGUCUAACUGAA